GGAUGAUGGUGGUUGGGAGGAAAGAGAGAAGGGGAGGGGACGAAGAGUUUUAUCCUCUGCCAGCAGACCUCUGUCUGGUUUCUCGCGCUAUUUUCUGGCUCCUCUAGCUACGUUGCGGUGCAUUUCCGAUCCUGGUCAGUGCGCACUUGAAGCCAGCCAGCGGGAGGAAUGGCGGAUCAGCCACAUGCAACAAACAAGCGUCAAUAACGUAUAUCGGGCGCCAAAGAGGGGCGCGUCUCAAUUCCGACGCCCGACAGCACAGCUGCCGGCUACCGCGCCUGUCUACUCAUUGCUCCCAGUCCUAUAACUCCUGCUCAGUAACCUCGAUUCGCCUGUAAAACUCUGAGGCACAUCAGAUCCAGCCAAUUCGCUAAACCACGGGUCACCUUGAAUGUUCCCGUAAUCUUUUCCUGGCACGAAAAUGACAUCGAACGUCCCCUUACUGCUUCCUCCGAGUGCGCUCGCUCCUUCCACACCCAAGGACUGUGCAGAAUGGGUUCCAACACAACAUCUUUCUGAGCCUCAGCCUCCGCCCGUUGACGAUGUACGAAUAAUGGAGAUGGAGUUGGCAGCAGCCCGGCAGCUUGCGGAUGGGAAGACGGUAAAGAAGACGCGGCCUCGGCGGACAGUAGACUUUAAUGGGACAAUGGGAAAGUGGAUAAAGCUGCGCAAAACGCGUCCAACCUCAAGCUACGUGCCGUACAUUCGGCCUGCGCCUCCAUACAUUAUCGACCUCCUUCCUCCAUCUGCAUACCCUAACAACGUCUCUACAUCCAUAUGCACCAAAUUCGUCCACACCUCCACCAACAAACUUCGCUGUCCAGUCAAUGUAGUAACCUGGACACCAGAAGCCCGCCGCAUCCUAACGGGUUCGACGAGCGGCGAAUUCACUCUCUGGAACGGCCUCACCUUCAACUUCGAGACCAUCCUGCAGGCGCACGACACCGCCAUCCGCGCGAUGAAGUUCACUAACUCGGGCGCCUUCCUCGCUUCCGCGGACCAGAGCGGCGUCAUCAAGUACUUCCAGCCGAACAUGAACAACCUGACUGCGUGGAACGGACACCGCGAGGCCAUUCGGGGGCUGAGUUUUAGCCCGGACGAUGGGAGGUUCGCAACGGCGAGUGAUGAUUCGACGAUACGGAUUUGGUCGUUUGAGGAAAGCAGGGAGGAGCGGGUUAUGACAGGUCACGGUUGGGACGUCAAAUGCGUUGAGUGGCAUCCGACAAAGGGUCUCCUCGUUUCGGGGAGUAAAGACAACCUCAUCAAGUUCUGGGAUCCUCGGACGGGGACUGUCCUCUCUACGCUCCAUCAACACAAGAAUACGAUCCAAGCCCUCGCGUGGUCACCCAACGGCAAUCUGGUCGCAAGUGCUUCUCGUGAUCAGACCGUCCGCGUCUUUGAUAUCCGUGCGAUGAAGGAGUUCAGGGUACUCAAAGGCCACAAGAAGGAAGUCUGCUCCGUAACAUGGCACCCCGUCCACCCCGUCCUCGUCUCCGGUGGCUCCGAAGGCUCCAUCCUGCACUGGGACCUCUCCCAGCCCGAGCCCUCGACCAUCCAGCCCGCCCUGCCGCCCCGCGCGACCCUCGCGCAGGCACACGACUCCAACGUCUGGACGCUCGCGUUCCACCCGCUCGGGCACAUCCUCGCGAGCGGGUCCAACGACUACACGACGCGCUUCUGGGCGCGCGAGCGCCCCGGAGACGCGUCCUCGGUGUUCGCGGGCGGAGGCGAGAAGCCGCCCGAGGCGGACGCGGGCGGGCAGGACGACGAGGACGAUAUGAUGGUGCCUGGGUUCAGCUUCGGUGCGGGUGCGGGCGGCAACGGGUUCGGGUCUGCGGGUCCGGGUGGAGGCGGGCAGGGGCAGGGGUGGUGGAAGCAGGAGGACCAGGGCGGGAAUCCGCUGCUAGGUCCGUCGUCGGAUGGGUAUGUGCAUCGGGCGUCGUUCGCGGGCGAUGCGAUGGACUCGGACGAUUUCAUUCCUGGGCUUGGCGGUGGGGGCGGCGGAGGCGCGAGUGGAGGUGGAGGUGGAGGUGGCUUCGGUGGGGGCAUGGAUGCCGGGCCUAGCGAGCCACCGCCACAAUCGGCAUCUUACGCUUCGCAAAACGACUCGUAUGGUCGGGGAGGCAGGCAGGAUGACCGGGACAGAGGCGACAGAGGCGACAGAGGCGGAGGAAGAUUCGGAGCUAGUGGAUGGCAAAACCGGAGAGGUCGUCGUGGUAGAUACUGAUAGCUUACUUGUGAUUACUGAUUCAGUCCUUUUGUCUCACCGCCUAUUUGCCGCCAUAAUCUAUCGUAUUAUUACC
Molecule: messenger RNA, 2303 nt
Organism: Coniophora puteana RWD-64-598 SS2
Lineage: Eukaryota; Fungi; Basidiomycota; Agaricomycetes; Boletales; Coniophoraceae
Product: WD40 repeat-like protein
Exons: 7
Coding region: 422-2227 (601 amino acids)
Cellular component (GO): mRNA cleavage and polyadenylation specificity factor complex
Molecular function (GO): protein binding
Source: RefSeq, a predicted model, not a curated record